UUAAAUUAUUAAUUAAAUUAUUCUAUAAAUAAAUAUACUUUAUACAUUGAGAUAAGAUGUUUUGCUUAUCUUCUACAAAUUUGACAAACAGUUCAGUAUAUUUCUGCAGAUGGCAGAGUAAUCGUAUUAAUGCGAUCACCGCGUUCUUCACGUGCAUUUCUUAUUUACAUCUUUGUGCUCCUUUUCGUUUAUUUCGAUUCAACAAAUAUUGUCACAAUCACAAAAUCUGUUCUAACUUCAACAUUAACUGUAGUGAUAAAUAAUAAAGUGACACUUUCGAAACAAAAUAUUCAUCACACUGUGAUAACAUUGCUUCUUCACUUAUCCCUAGACAUAAGCAGCUAGUGACUUUAUUUUCUGAGAAAUUGGCAACAUUUUCUAACAAACAAUGGAAAUUUGCAUAGAUUCUUUAGAAUCAGCGAAAAAUGCAAUCGAGGGUGGUGCAACGAGGCUCGAAAUUUGUUCUGCCCUUUCCGAAGGUGGCUUAACACCCACUCCUAGCUUUUUACAAAAAAUUAAGAGUUUUUCAUCUAUUCCAAUUUAUGCUAUGCUUCGAAUACGUUCCGGAAAUUUCGUAUACACGAAAGAAGAAAUGGAAGUCAUGUUACAGGAUUUAAAAAUAUUAAAAGAUUAUGGCGCUAAUGGUUUUGUCUUUGGCGCAUUAACGCCAGAUAAUGAAAUCGACGUGGAAUCUUGCAAGGAUAUUCUUUCAGUUGCUCAAUCAUUACCAGUAACCUUCCAUCGGGCCUUCGACGAAGUCAACGACCCCUUAAAAUCUUUGAAAAUAUUAAUAGAUUUAAAAUUCGAAAGAAUCCUAACUUCUGGACAAAAAGAUACCGCAGAAGAAGGAUUAGAAUUGAUAAAAAAACUCGUUCAAGAGGCUCAAAAUAAAAUAAUCGUAAUGCCAGGUUCUGGUAUUACUAAAAAAAAUAUCUUGAAAAUAAAGAUGAUAUCUGGGGCGAAAGAAUUUCAUGCAUCAGCUAAGAAAAAGGUGGUAAUUCCGUAUGGUAUAAAUAGAGUUAAAAUUGGUACUAAUAAAGAAACUUACAUCACAAUGACUGACAAAGAAUUAGUGCGAGAAAUGGUUCAAAUUUUAUUGAACACUAUGUAGUGUUCACGGUGAUAAAUUACGCAUUUUUAAAUCGAAGAAUAUUUUGCUUGAAGUCACGAACCUGUUUCUUUUAUAUAACUGGUUUUUCGAUAAAAAAUUAAUAG
Messenger RNA from Apis florea (little honeybee), 1215 nucleotides. RefSeq names its product copper homeostasis protein cutC homolog. Gene Ontology annotation, molecular function: copper ion binding. The record is from RefSeq and is a predicted model, not a curated record. Lineage: Eukaryota; Metazoa; Arthropoda; Insecta; Hymenoptera; Apidae.